Molecule: messenger RNA, 3863 nt
Organism: Triplophysa rosa
Lineage: Eukaryota; Metazoa; Chordata; Actinopteri; Cypriniformes; Nemacheilidae
Gene: fam171b
Product: family with sequence similarity 171 member B
Exons: 8
Coding region: 611-2875 (754 amino acids)
Source: RefSeq, a predicted model, not a curated record
UUUUAAUGUUAGAAACAUAUUGUGCAACCCCAACCCUUACAACACGGCUCUUCUGAAAUGACGCUUGGUUUUAGUCACACACAUGUACUGUGUGUGUAAGGUAAAUAUUUGCUUUAAUCUGCCGUUUACGUUUAUAAACCAUUAUACAAAUUCCCUUUAUGUAGUGUAGUUUGGAUCUUAUUCCAGGUGCACAUGCUCCAGAUAACAUCCCUCUGAUAUUAGACACCCACAGACACCAUUAUAGUUUACCUUAAAAUCAAUACAAUUCCCAUUAUAACCAUUAAAUCCAGUAUAAUUACUCUGAUGCUUUCGGAGGUUUAUAUUUUUCUCGGCAAUGUAUCGUGUUCGCUAGAGAGUCGUUUAUAUUUGUGCGAUUCAUAGAAGUAUUGACACAUCUGACGUGUGAUUGAUUCUAUUGUACAAACACACAGUAGAGAACAGUAAUAGUCUUCCUCCAGCAGAUGGCGUCGCGUGCGCCAGUGUGACUCCAGCAUCCGUUCAUCUGUUCACUCGUGAACCGCGACGUGACCAUGACACACACGAGCACCUGAAGACGGACAAAAACAACCGCGUUCUCGUCCUCCGUGGGCGCAGUGAUGUCUGAGACGCCAUGCCCGAUCUGCCGCUCCGCCUGCUGCUCGCGGCGCUGAUCUUCUGCGGGGACGCGUGCGUGGGUCGAGCGGAGGGUGGGGUGCUCGCCCACGGCCUCGCCUCGCUGUCGGAGGAGGACAAUGGGAGCGACGCGCGGAAGGAUGCGACGGAGUCUGUGUCAGGCUCGUCCCUGACGCUGAAGGUUUGGGUGAAGGAUUCGUCCAGUCAAAGGUUUCUGAAAGGAGCUCUGGUGUGUGUGUUUGUGAACGGAUCUCAGAUUCACUCCAGUCAAACUCUGGAGAAUGGAGAGGUCACUCUUACCGUCCCAUAUCACCUCGGAUUGACCCUCAACCUGGUGGCCCGCCGGGAGGGUUAUGUGCUCAGCCAGCUGCCUUGGAAAACCAGCAAGAUGCCCAUUUUUUCAGUCAUUACGAUGUCCCUGCGUCCUCAAACUCAAGGAAACAUCUGGCUGUUUGAGGACACUGUGCUGAUAACUCGAAAAACAUCUGAUCUGUCAUUUCAACCAAGUGUUCAGUUUAACAAAAGUCUUCUGAAACUGCCUGAGAACAGCAGCGCGUCCAUGUUGACGGCGUACCUGACAUCUGCAGCUCUGCUUACAGAAAAAGACUCACAUUUCUUUACUCUCAGCCACAGCGUUACAGGUUACAGAAAUGUGAAGUUGAGUCCGUUGGUGAUGAUCAGCGCUCAGUUAGUGUCUAAUGGAAAUGAGGUUGACGUCAAAGGUCCCGUUCAACUGACUGCACCACUUCCCCAUCACACUCAUCUCCAAUCCUCCGACACCAUUCCUGCAUGGACCUUUGAUAUGACCACAGGUACGUGGGUGAAUAAAGGUCUGGGAACUGUUCGGAUGGAGAAAAACGGCCUCGUGUGGACUUAUGUAGCACCUCGUGUCGGGAUCUGGAUAGCAGCACCAUCACCAUCCUCAGGUUUUAUGGGGUUUGCGGGCUCAAUGGAUUUCAUUUCUUACCACACAUACCUGCUGGUUGGUAUCUUGGGAGGAACUCUUGUCAUAGUCAUUGGAUUCUUAUCUGUGAUUGUAUUUCACUGCAGAGAUUUGAACCGUGAGGCCAGGAGAAGGCGAUGGAAUUCCACCAGACUCACGGUACUGAAGAAAGACCAGACCACCUCCACCAGCACGGAUGAGACUCAAGAACUCUUCUUUCGCAAUGGAGAUCGGUCUUAUUCAUUGGCUGCGAGAGCCAUUGGGCAAGAUUCGUCAGACUCCCCGCGACACCAGGCCAAUUACAACAUUUAUGUGGAAACUGUGGGUCGGCCGGUGGGCAAUCUCUAUGAGAACAUUGGAUGUGUGGGAUUGGAAAGCUUCAGAGCACCAGCGUCUAACCUCUACAUUAACAGCGAUGAAGUGGCAAAGCUUCGAGAAAGGUCAGAACAGAGUGGUGCGGAGAAUGUGGUGUUUAGUGACAAGCUGUUCCAUAUCUACAAUCAGCCCGUAGCUAUCAUGCAGGCCCCAGAGCUCUUUAAUGCCCAAACAGACCCUUCCGGAAGCAGAUCUGCAACUUUCCCAAGGAACGGCAUGGAGCAUGGACAGCAUCAGACAGAGAGAAACUUAAAAGACGGGUUCACCCAGACGAUGUCCAAAGUCCCGCAGCAAGACAGCGAUGAACCGCAGGCCCUGGAAGGAGCUCAGGCCACUGCCGCUAACCCGGGCCUGUGGGGACGCUACAGUCAUCUCCUGGAGUCCAUGUCUGUCCCGGGAACCUUGAACGAAGCAGCUAGAAUGGGGCCUUUCCGAGGGGAACUCCAGGGAAUAUCGGAGCAGACAUUGCUGGAGCUCUCCAAGGGCAAGCCCUCCAUUCACCCGCCCCGCGCCUGGUUUGUGUCUCUGGAUGGUAAACCGGCAGCUCAAGUCCGUCACUCCGUAAUCGAGCUUCAGGGACGUCAUCGGCCCGGCAGCAGCAACGACACAAGCCUGGACUCUGGAGUGGACAUGAACGAGCUCCAGCAGCCGUUAAGGAAAAGCGACGAGCCGUCGAGCGCCAGCUUGCCUAAGAUCAGUGCCAGUCAGGAGCAGGACUUGAGCAGCAGUGAAGUCGGGAGUCCCGAGGACACGUCCCUGAGGAACACCCUGGAGAGCAGCAGUGCCACCAUUCCCAACAUCCCUGAAGACCGGGACCCGGGCGACACCUCCAGCAAGUCCAAAUCUACACCUCCACCGUGGAGGUUGCGGAAGGUUCGAGAUAAGAAACUAGAGAAGAAGACGUCUCGACACAUGAGGGAUGAGAGACCGCAGACGAAACACUAGCUGAAUAAGACGUGUGUAUGUGUAGCUUUAUGGUGUCUGAUCAAAAUAAUCAAAAUUGCCUUAUUAUAGAAACAUCAGGAAGAAUGAAUCGAACACAAACGUCUGUCUUAUCCUGCCCUGACUCGUCACUGGCUGUAUUCAGUAUUUUUUCGGUGGUUUAUUUGGACGAAAUUUUGCAGCCACAGUGUUUUUACGAACUUCUCUUUCAACAUAUUUGUUUAUCUUCAAAAGUCAAGGUAUGUUAUGUGUAUAUAUCUACAUCUUUCCAAACAUUUGUUGUCCUGUGAGCACAAUGCUCUUCUAGUUCGGGCGAUUAAUUUUCAUUCUAAAAUUGCAUUGAUACGAAUCAGUUUAUUCAUUAAAAUACACAGGAAACUGCCACAGAGUGUCAUGAACACAAGACAGCGAUGGACUGAGAAACUGAGCACUGUAAACACAAAGUGAAGCACUCGAUCCAUAUGUGUGAGUUUUUUGAGAGAGCGACUGAGGUGUCAUUUUUACACCCUGUACUUCUUUACUGUAUUAUUGCUAGUCUCAUGUGCAUGCGUUCAUCAUUUAAUGUGUUCAUGUGUAAGAAUGUAGACGACGUCUCAGGUCAUGACUCGGGCACGUUUUAAUGAUUCUUGUGCUAAUCUGUGUUUUGGGUUUAGAAUAUUUAAUCUUCACAAACAAAUCAGCUCAUGCACUGUUGGAUCUUUACUAUUUUUGACAGUUUGUCUCUUUAUUCAUGAGAAACAAGUUCGUUGUUGACAGGCAGCAAAUUAAAAUAACAUUCGACAUUUUAACCGAAGUUUGACUGAGAAAGAGUGAAGAUUGUUUUUCAUAUCAGUUAUUUUGCAUCGUAGCGUCUCUUAUUUACGAAACUGUAACAUUGAUUUAUAUUCGGCUGUUUAAUAUAUUCAAUUGUAAUAUACUAGUUUGUAAGGAUUAUGAUUUUGUGGAUGCUUUAUGACACAGCUUGUAAUCUGCCUUUUUGUGCACAUUUAAU